AGCAAUUAAAAAUGCCAAUUAGAGGAUAGACUCAGGUCCUACAUCCGAGCUCAGUAGAGAAGUCCACGAUUUCUUAAGAGUCUCACCCAAGAGAAUAGGUCUACACUGAGUCUGGUGUAGAUCAGAGAGGGCCUAAUGAGCUUGGGGACAAAAGCAGGUCGACGGUUAGGUCGACCCGCCUACCGUUAUCCAGCGCUGUGGUCCAAGCUGAGGUCGGGAAUUGAAAAGUUAUCUUAAACUCAAACUAAAAUAAAAUAUAAUGGAAUCAAGACAAAGAUCGCUAGUCGAGACAGAAAAUACUUAUAACGUAAGAUUGCAACCUCCUCCAAGGCACGUUAUGUUUACUGAAGACACCAUUGACAACGAAGAGAUGAAUAAGAAAAAAUCCAAUAUUUGCUGCAUAUAUAGAAAAAAGCGUACAAAUCCAGAAGACUCAUCAUGCUCCUCGUCUUCUGAAGACGAAAAAAAUGACUAUGAGUAUCAGCCAAAAUAUAAUAACAGCAAUAAAUAA
Molecule: messenger RNA, 511 nt
Organism: Blepharisma stoltei
Lineage: Eukaryota; Ciliophora; Heterotrichea; Heterotrichida; Blepharismidae
Source: the annotation of a GenBank genome assembly